Molecule: messenger RNA, 342 nt
Organism: Perca fluviatilis (European perch)
Lineage: Eukaryota; Metazoa; Chordata; Actinopteri; Perciformes; Percidae
Product: disintegrin and metalloproteinase domain-containing protein 33-like
Biological process (GO): innate immune response; integrin-mediated signaling pathway
Molecular function (GO): metallopeptidase activity; integrin binding
Source: RefSeq, a predicted model, not a curated record
AUGAACGGAGCUACCGGAGGAGCUGCCGUGCUGCUGCUGCUGCUGUUCUACGGCAGGGUUGCGUUCACUGCUGCCCGGUCCCUGAACGCACCGCGGGACCGAGCGGUUCAGCCUCUGGACGGACAGAAGGACGGUACCGACAGCCUGACCGCAGCCGUGACAGAUGAACUGUUACAGCAGACGAGCUCGUCCUCCGAAAACAACAGGAAGAAGAGGAACGUCCUGGAUACCAGUCCUUCCAGGAAGAUGUGUGGACAGACGCCGGGCGUCUCCCUGCUGGACAAGACUCGUCCUUUCUUCCUGGUGGGGGGGCAGAGGAGGAGCCUCGCUGAAGCUCUGCAG